Molecule: messenger RNA, 702 nt
Organism: Penicillium samsonianum
Lineage: Eukaryota; Fungi; Ascomycota; Eurotiomycetes; Eurotiales; Aspergillaceae
Exons: 1
Coding region: 1-702 (233 amino acids)
Source: RefSeq, a predicted model, not a curated record
AUGUCCAUGGAUUCCCGCCGCUCGAUGCAAUACCCUCAUAAUCGCAAGACAAGCGAGUCUGGCGCGGAAAACCGUCCUCGUCGAUUCUCAUUACUCCCGCAAUCCUUCUCAUUCCGAGGUUUCUCUAAUACCCGGGCUCAGACCCCCGAAGAAACCUCGCAGAUUCCUCGUCCCGUAGACCCCCGUUCCCCGCAACGGCCCGCCACAGGCCCUGCGGGUCCGGCGCAGGGUCGUUCUCGAGCGACAAGUUAUGGCACGCAAGAUGCUAUGGGCAUAGUUAACGAGGGACCAGGCGAGGACGUUCAUACCGAACCUGAGCCUCUUAGCUACGAGGCCCAGAUCGAUCGACAGUUUGCAGACCUGGGAUCUCAAUUUGAUCACCAGAGUGGUUCCUUUGGAGUCCCAUCGGCUGAACAAGUCUACCAGAACUCUGCAGACCAUCCUGGCCACCAAAACCACUCGUCUAAACCAAACUACUACGAUGAUUACAACGGUCCGUAUGACAGCGUGCCUAGGCAGUCGAUGCAGGUUAGUCGAUCAGGACGUGGGCCGGGUGUUUUGCAGAAAAACCACCGCAAAUUCGCCGACGCCUACGAAUAUGAGCGCGAUGGGUCUCACCAUUCCGGCAGCUCUGGGGCAGCACGCAAAGUCAUGGACUUCUUCCGAAGACGUGCCAAGUCCCGCGCCGGUGAUGACCGUUGA